Molecule: messenger RNA, 777 nt
Organism: Impatiens glandulifera
Lineage: Eukaryota; Viridiplantae; Streptophyta; Magnoliopsida; Ericales; Balsaminaceae
Product: 60S ribosomal protein L18a-like protein
Exons: 5
Coding region: 196-474 (92 amino acids)
Source: RefSeq, a predicted model, not a curated record
GCUUUACUAAAGAAGAGCUAAAUCGUAUCUGUUUUCAUUGUUAUUGUAAGUAGGAGAAGCAGAUAACGGUGGGCUUUCGCGGCAGCUUUUCCCGGCGGAGAACUGCUCUGAUCCGCCGGUAGCUUCUUUGCUCUGUCUGCGAUACAUACAUAGGUUUUGUAGAUAAAGGGAAGAGACUUCGGAAUCAACAUAUCUAUGGACCAAAAGUUAAUUAUGGAUGCAAAGGAGAAUGAGAAUGGAGAUUAUACACUUAUAAAUGAUUUGGAGAAAGUGGAUGAUCAGUUGGGAAGAUUUGACAAGCCUCUUCCUUGUUGUGGCUGUGGAAUAGGAUGGUUCUGUUUUUUGGUGGGGUUCUUAUGCCCUUUAACCUGGUACUUUGCCUCAUUUCUCUACCUCUUCAAAUAUUAUAACAAGGAUCCUAGGGAACGAGGUGGGCUUGCUGCUAAUACAGUAACGAUUGGUUGCAGGCUUUGAUAUUUACAGUGGCGUUGAUUAUCGGUUUUGCGCUUUUCAUGUUUCUUUGACGAUGAUGAUCAUCUGCGAAAGGUGAACAAGAAGUAACAAAGGAAUGUUCAUCUGAAAUCAUCUCCAUCCAAAUAUUUGUAUAUAAAUGGAUAUGAAGUUGUGUAUUUAGAACAAGGCUUCUUAGAUCAAUGAUUAAUGGAGAAGAAAGACCAUUUUCUUAUAUCAACUUUUACUUCUUUCCUUGUAAAUUUAUUUAUUUUUCAAAAACUGAAAAUUUCAUUACACAAUCAAAGCUUGUUUGAUAUUGGGUUA